This is a messenger RNA of Ciona intestinalis (vase tunicate), 1924 nucleotides long. The record is from RefSeq and is a predicted model, not a curated record. Lineage: Eukaryota; Metazoa; Chordata; Ascidiacea; Phlebobranchia; Cionidae.
AUGUUAUGCUUUAAUUUUAAAUGGCUUAAUGCAUUCAUGACGUACACACUACACAGCAGUGUUAGUUUUCUUUGUUUAUUGCAAACAUUAUUUACAUUGAGUGUUGUAUGCGCACUUUGUAUUUAUACUUGACUUGACACUUGGGAAAUGUGGAAUACAAAGUUUUAUUUUAUGUAGUGUAUUUAUCUUCACACGAUAAUGAAAAAUCAAAUAAAUUAUUAAAACAAAUAAAUGAGCUUGUUCUUUUUCAAUAAAACCUGGUUUGAACUUUAAUUGUUAAUUAUUAUUUUGUAAUCUAUAAAUGAGCACAUUGUAUUUUAAAUACAGUUCCAAUUUGAAUACUGGUAUUCUUAAAAUUACUUUAGAAGCAGAGUGCAAUUACCAGUGAGCAUCAACCAUACUGUACAAUAAGGAAUGCUAAACAUGUGCGUGAAAUGCAGUCAGGCGUGUCCCAAAACUUUCAAUGUUUAACAAUGGUUUAACAAAGUUCGACAAGUGUAAACUAUGUAUUUAUCUUUAAUAAUGUGAUGGGUUACAGAUACAAAGGACCAAAAUGUAAUAUGGCUAUAAAUGUUUUGUAACUCGGUUUCAUACAGACAGAGAUAAGUACAUAGGGGGACAUCCCCAGGUACUAGAUUGGCUGUGACUUAGCUAGACAAACAUUGUGCUGAGGAAAAUCAUAUCUACUAGUUGUAUCCAAUUGAAUCGUAAUAAAACAGUAAAUCAUUAGGUUAUCAAGAAAAACAAGUUACUAAACUCAAUCAAAUGUGGGGUUAUAAGUGUUUAUUAGGCAAUUGCUAUAAGGUUAUACCAAUUAUCAAUAAGGUCACUCAAGUACUGAUAGUUUUGUUUAUGUAGAAUAUUGUCUCUGCCGUCAGGUUUGAAAAAAGUAUUAAAACAAUUUUAGAAAACAGAGGUGUUAAUAAAGAAGGUAAAUAAACACAUUUCCUUUUUAAGUAAGAAGACAAUGAUAAUGAAGGUGGUUUUACUUUUAUUAGUGCUGUUAAUUUUACCUUAUUCAAAAGCACCAGAUGAAAUUAAAAGAACAAAGAGAAACUCUGAAGAACAGGUUCGAAAAACAUGGAUAAAACGCAAUGGGAAAUUUCUUAUGGAUAACUGUGGCAAACACGAGGUGUAUAUUGAGGAAAAGCACAAAUGUAAACUAACCAACCUUACUGCCUGCCAAGAAGGUGGCCAUCUAUUCAGAUAUCUUUGCAGGUUUUGUGAAAAAGAUAGCAAUGGAAAAGAAACUGGAAAAUGUGGAGAAUUUCAGAGACCUGAAGCAAAAGAAAACAAUACUAAGGCAAACAAAGACACUACUGAUAAGGAACAGAGAAAAGAAAAUCUUCCACCAUCGCCAGCUACCCCUGGAUUGCUUCUCCAGAUUACAACACCGCAACAACGCAAUCAACAAACAAACAGAAACAAAGCAACAAUCAACAACAGAACGGUGCAGAACAAAUAUGGCCAAAAUACAAAUGGCAGCAUGAACAAAACUGAUGAUCAAAACAUAAAAGCUUCUGUUUUCAAAAAUGCAACUAGUAGUAGCAACGAGGAUCUUGCAAAACCUGCUAUAACUCAACAGUAUUCAUUGCCACCUGGUAUAAUAGGAGUUAUAACAACCCUAGCAGUCAUUUGUUUUAUUACCUUGGUUUUGUUGAUAAGAAAAUGCUGCAAAAAUGAACAGAAUAGCCAAGAUCGACAAGGUAAUGGACAACCAGGAGAAAAAAUACCACUUAACAAUUAAUUGUGGGAAACCUGAUAUAAUAAAAACGAAACGGUGCUAGUGAAAACUAUGCAAAAGUCAUUUUAAUUUAAUUUCUACCGUUACACUCGUGGUUUUAACACAAAAUGACAAACUAAUACUGUAUAAAAUCAACGGUAUUGCAGAUUGCAUAAAAUCAACGGUAUUGCAGAUUGCAUG